AUCUGAGGAGGAGUCUGUCCGUCUCUCCCGUCCUCGACAGGUUCAGCUCAUUCAGGGAAAAAAUGCCACCCCCACCCCCACUAGCCCCACCUCCCCUACCGCUCCCACACCAGCAGCCGUGAGCCCCGGAGAGGAGGUGCAGAUGACCUGGACGGACAAUACGGAGAAGCCCAAUAACCCAGCAGUGGCCAACCCUGAAAGCAUAAAGGAUAUGUUCAACAUGAAACCGGAAUGGGAGAACCUGAACCACUCCAAUGUCAGACGCAUGCACCACGCACAGAAACUCAACGAGGUCAUUGUGAAGAAGUCCCAGGAAGCUAAACUAGUCCUGCUAAACAUGCCUGGACCUCCUAAGAACUGCACCAAUCAGACGCGGCCAAUGGAGAACUCUUUGUAUCAGAACUAUCCAUUUUUUGCUGACAUUCAGGUGAUGAUAUUUCUCGGAUUCGGCUGCCUCCUGGCCUUUUUCCGGCGCUAUGGUUUUGGUGGAAUGGUGUUUAAUUUCCUAAUCGCCACAUUUACCAUUCAGUGGGCCAUUCUGGUGCAGGGCUUCUUUCAGUUUUACUAUGAUGGGAAGAUUCAUCUUGGUGUGCUGAAUCUGAUCCAUGCUGAGUUUGCCUGUGCUGUCGUGCUCAUCUCUUUUGGAGCAGUGUUGGGAAAGACGAGCCCUGUGCAACUCCUGAUCAUGGCCUUGCUGGAGAUCCCUGUGUUUGGUGUCACAGAAUGGGCUGUAGUGAAAUACCUAAAGAUCAACGAUGCCGGUGGCUCGAUCCUCAUCCACAUUUUUGCCUGCUACUUCGGACUGGGUGUCACCUUUGUCCUGUACAGGCCCAGCCUAAACGAGGGACACCCAAAAGAGUCGACAAGUUACCAAUCGGAUCUGCUAUCAGUAAUGGGAACCCUGUUCCUCUGGGUGUUCUGGCCCUCUUUCAACUCAGCGCUGACCUUCAAGGGUGACGACCAGCACAGAGCCGUUCUCCACACGUUCAUAGGUCUCAGUGCCUCCACAAUCACCGCCUUCGCCCUGUCCAGCAUGCUCAGCAAGAACGGCAAGAUCAGCAUGGCCGAUGUACAGAACGUAACACUGGCUGGUGGCGUAACGGUCGGUGCUUCAGUGGACAUGAUGAUUUCGCCGGCUGCUGCUUAUGUGCUGGGCAUCCUGGGAUGCAUUGUGUGCAUGCUGGGGUAUAAAUACUUGAGCCCGUUCUUGGCGCGCCGGCUGCGGUUGCAGGAUCAGUGCGGCAUACACAACCUGCACGGCCUAACGGGACUCAUUUCCAGCCUAGCGGGAAUCUGCGCCAUCCUGCUGGCGACCGAGGAAACGUACGGCCCCAGUCUCUACCAGACCUUCUCUCAUCGGGCCCCUCCAGAGGGAGACCCUCUGCUAGCGGAGUUGCAGGAAUUGAUCCCAGAUCUGGAAGCGGGUUUGGGUCGGACCGCACGGGAACAAGCCCUCUUUCAGGUGGCUGCCGUGUUCGGGACUAUUGCGGUGGCGGCAGUCGGGGGUUUGUUGACUGGUGUGGUACUCAAGUUACCGUAUCUGGCUUCCCCCAGCAAUGACAAAUGCUUUGAUGAUGAGCUUUUCUUUAAUGUUCCUCCAGAUUACAACUGCGUAAAUGGUCCACAGGACGUAGCCUAUGGUCCUAUGUUCUCAGAGACACAAACAAAACUGAUGCUGACUGAAGAAUGAAAAAGACUGUGCGUUAAGAGAAAUAAAUGUUAAUGUAGGACUGCUGUGAACUUCAGA
Messenger RNA from Sinocyclocheilus rhinocerous, 1747 nucleotides. Its product is annotated as ammonium transporter Rh type B-like. Bases 143 to 1690 code for a protein of 515 amino acids. The transcript has 6 exons. Gene Ontology annotation, cellular component: plasma membrane. Gene Ontology annotation, molecular function: ammonium channel activity. NCBI's taxonomy places the organism in Eukaryota, Metazoa, Chordata, Actinopteri, Cypriniformes, Cyprinidae. The record is from RefSeq and is a predicted model, not a curated record. Gene Ontology annotation, biological process: ammonium homeostasis; ammonium transmembrane transport.